UUGCUCCGGCUCCGACCGAGCACAUGUCUCACGCGAAACACGGACUAAUUCCGUAUAUCGCUCCACGGCUACCUAGCUCGAGUCAGCUCGGAUCCAACCUUUCUCCCUCAUCACAAACCAAAUGGCGACCGAGAUCAUCGAAGACCCGCCGCACCUGCCGCCCAUCCCGCGCUCGUCAUCGUACGCCAAGCCAAAGGGCAUCCUUAAGAACACGCCCCAACCACCUGCAUCGACGGGCCAACAGCAGUGCGUCUGUCUGUCUGCGGGCCCAAUCGCCCCGCAGAAUCCUCUCCCGCGUUUCCGUGAUGCUCACACCGCGCGCAGCCUGCAAUGGGACGAGGCCAACAUCGCGCUCACGGAGAUCCAGAAGGACAGUCUCAUGAAGAUCACGGAGCCGAAGACGCCCUACGUCAGAUAUAACGCAGAGACGGACACCGUCGAGGGAGACAUCCCCGGCCUCGACCUCGACAACGGGCAGUACGUCUGGACAAACGGCGCGCACGCCGGCGGGCCGUCCGACUCCCCUGUGAUGGCCACGUCCCCUAUGCCCUCCGAGCCUGGCAGCGCCAUCGGCCCCGGAUCCGGCCCCUCGUCGCGCCGCACGUCGUUCUCGAGCACGGGGCGCUCUGGCUCCCUGGGCCGCUCGGGCAGUGCCUCUGGGCGGUCGGGCAGCGGCGCCUCAAGCCGCAGCACGAGCUUCAACCUGCCGAGCGAGGCGCGCCACGAGAUCCGCGAGGACGGCAUGGGGCGCGCGGAGGCGCAGGCGGAGCUCGAGGAGGACGAGGAGAUGGAUGAAGAAACUGCUGCGAAGCACGCGGACUUUGUCCGUGCGCGGGGACGCCAUUACUCGAACGAGGCGGAAGCGAUGAAGGUGCGUGCCCGGCUCCCUUUCGUCACCCAGAGGGGACCUCACGCGCACCCUCCUCUCUAGCUCGCCGCGAAACUACUGGAGGAAGAGGAUGCCGAUUCCGAGGAUGUGGAGGUGCCCCCGGUGCCCCCACUUCCCUCCAAGAUCAACGGUAUCGGGCACUGAACGCGACACGGAAAAUUAGCGUAACCCAAUCAGACGACCUUGUGUGUACUAUCUCUGCUAUCAUGUUUCCUCUCUACAGGCUCAAUGUUGUUGUUUUUGUGCUACCGCCAACUCAGUGGAGCAUUCCGAUUUACUUUACAAACUUAUUCUUGGACUUGAUCGAAAUACAAAUAGUUCCUUUUGGUACGAUCGAAUAACUACAGACAAAAAAGAGACAUACAUGGUACCGAUACUAGCACAGUUACACAGACAUAGUUACAAACACGCCAGGAUUACAGUACUAGAUAUACAACCUUCCCCUCCGUCCAUCAAAGUUCAAAGCAAAGCAACAAGGACACCAGAGAGCAUAUUACACAAAACACGGCUGCAAGUGAAUGAGCCUGACAACACCAGGAGAAACGCACACUGAAUGAAAGCCGGAAUGAAGCAACGAAUGACGACUGUCGUCCACCGGCAGGGAGGCGCGGAGUGGCUGGCCGCCCACCCGCUGUCAAGCCCACAACAUCCCGAACGGUACACCGGGGACCGCGAUCGAGGAAGGCUCCGUGGUCGGGGACGCCGACGACGCGUUUUCAAAAUC
This is a messenger RNA of Mycena citricolor, 1613 nucleotides long. The record is from the annotation of a GenBank genome assembly. Lineage: Eukaryota; Fungi; Basidiomycota; Agaricomycetes; Agaricales; Mycenaceae.